CGGCGUGUUCUUCUCGUCUAAGUUCCUGGUUCCCGGGCGGUGUGCGACGCCGGCUUUUCGCGGUCUACUUUACUCCAGCGGCGGGCUCCGGACUGUCGCUCUCUGCCUUUCAGCCCCGGGGCCACUGCUUGUGCGCGCACUGCACGCCGCCUCCCGCGACAAACUCAUGGCGGAGCGCGGGGAACUCGAUCUGACGGGCGCCAAACAGAACACCGGCGUGUGGCUGGUCAAGGUUCCUAAAUAUUUGUCCCAGCAAUGGGCAAAAGCCUCUGGAAGAGGUGAAGUUGGGAAACUGAGAAUUGCCAAAAAUCAAGGAAGGACUGAGGUAUCAUUUACCUUGAACGAGGAUCUUGCAAAUAUUCAUGAUAUCGGUGGGAAGCCAGCUUCAGUCAGUGCUCCUAGAGAACAUCCAUUUGUCUUGCAAAGUGUUGGAGGACAGACAUUAACAGUGUUUACUGAGAGCUCCUCAGAUAAACUGUCAUUGGAAGGAAUAGUGGUGCAGAGAGCGGAAUGCCGGCCUGCUGCCAGUGAGAACUACAUGAAAUUAAAGAGAUUGCAAAUAGAAGAAUCUUCCAAACCCGUAAGGCUAUCACAACAGCUGGACAAAGUCGUAACAACCAAUUACAAGCCUGUGGCUAACCAUCAGUACAAUAUUGAAUAUGAAAGGAAGAAGAAAGAAGAUGGAAAGCGAGCUCGGGCAGACAAGCAGCACGUCCUAGACAUGCUGUUUUCCGCCUUUGAGAAACAUCAGUACUAUAAUCUUAAGGACUUAGUGGACAUCACCAAGCAACCUGUGGGAUACCUGAAAGAAAUCUUGAAAGAAAUUGGCAUUCAGAAUGUAAAAGGAAUUCACAAGAAUACAUGGGAGCUGAAGCCUGAGUACAGGCAUUACCAAACAGAAGAGAAGAGCGACUGAGAGAAGCGUGUGCAAAGCAGCCAAAGGCGGGCGGGCAGGCCUGGCCAGCCCAUACCACGCCACACCCACAAGUUGCCUGCCUGCCUUGACAGGACAAAGACACCUGGGUCUGCCAUUCCUCUCAGUAAACUGUUAAAGCUGGGAUUCCAUAAAAGUUUCUUAAGUGUUUUCUGAAGAGAAA
Molecule: messenger RNA, 1097 nt
Organism: Mus pahari (shrew mouse)
Lineage: Eukaryota; Metazoa; Chordata; Mammalia; Rodentia; Muridae
Gene: Gtf2f2
Product: general transcription factor IIF subunit 2
Exons: 8
Coding region: 167-916 (249 amino acids)
Biological process (GO): transcription by RNA polymerase II; transcription initiation at RNA polymerase II promoter
Cellular component (GO): transcription factor TFIIF complex
Source: RefSeq, a predicted model, not a curated record